Paramecium pentaurelia is the source of this 2037-nucleotide messenger RNA. NCBI's taxonomy places the organism in Eukaryota, Ciliophora, Oligohymenophorea, Peniculida, Parameciidae. The record is from the annotation of a GenBank genome assembly.
AUGGAAAACUAAUCUUAGGUUUAAGCUUCCAAUUAAUCAUAAUCAAAACAUAAAUAAUAAGAUUCAAAUAGAUCAGUUAUACAUCCAGAUAGUUUUCUCUCAUAAAAAUAAAACAAUUACAGUUAACAAUCUCAAGCAUUUAAUGGUUCAUAACUUAAAAGAAAAAGUUCCACUUAAAAUAAUAAUGAACCUUUAAUAUAAAACAAUGAUUAUGAAGAUUAAAAUGAAUAUAAUGAAUUAAGUAAAAGUCAAAACGAUCAAGAUUCCUUAAACUAAAUAGAGCAUUAGGCUGAUUAAUCUAAUUUAUAAUAUUAGGGUGAUGAUGCAGAAUAAAAUUUUCAUUAAGAUUAAUCUAAAAUUAUUGAAAAUACAGAGGAUUAAGAUUUUUAAGACUUACAAGAUGAUAAUUAAAUAAAAAAAUCAGAAGAUUAGAGUAAUAAAUAGACUUAAAUUGCAAAAGAAGAAAACUAAUCAAAUAUUAUUUUAAAAUAAGUACCAACUGAAAUUACAGAUAUCAAAUAAAAUGAUGAAGAAAUAUAAAAUAAUGAAAAAAUGUUAAGAACUUAGGAAGUUAUUGAGAAAUUCAAACAAGUUAUAAAAUCUCCUAAAACAAGAUCUCCAUAAUUAUCAUCAGAAGAUCCUUAUUAAUUAAAUAAACCAAUAAUCAAACCUUUAUAAUUAUCUUAAUAAGAUAAUGAAAAAAAUUAUGAAAAAAUAGUUGAUGUGAAUUUAAAAGAAAUUUAUAAAUUUUAUUCAAAAUAAGCUUAAACUUCAAAUAAAUAAAAUACUUUUGAUUAACUUCAUUAGAUACAAUAAGUAAUGACAUUAUAAAAAUUUAUGUAUUUUUGUAAAGAUUUUGAAUUAAUAGAUUUGGAAAUAAAUAAUGAUUUUGUCUAUUAACACACAGGCUAAGCAGUAACUAAACAAUUUAAUAAAAUUAAAUAUAAACAUAAAGAAAAAGAGAAUUUUAUUGUUACUAAAGUAAUUUUAGUAGAGAUUUUUAAAAAGUGUUCAAACAUAUAAGAAUUGACAUAUUAAGAAUUUUAAUAUGCUUUAAUAAAAAUAGCUGAUAUAAUAUUCCCAGUUGAAAAUUCUUUAAGAGCAUUAUAUAAUUAUCUUGGAGUUCAUGAUCAAAAAAUAUAUAGAAAAAAGAUGGUUGUUGUAGGUAAACCAUUUAAUACCAAAGAUCAAAGCGAAAUCUUGACAUAAGAAAAACUUUGUUCUCGUAGAUUGAUCUUACCAGCAAAACCUAAACCUAGAGCUGAAAGUUUCAAAUAAGAACCUCCAAUUAUAAAUGCUAAUAAUAUAUCUUUUUAAGAGAAACCAAAAAAUUCAGCAAAGAAUUUAUAAAAAUAAAAAGAGAAAUCUAACAAUCUAAUAAAUUGGGAAGAUAUAGGAAAUGUAACAAAAGAAUUUGAUCCUAAAGAAUUAUUACUUGAGUAGGACUUAUCAGAUAAGGAGGAUGAGUAUUAUUUAUAGGAAUAUUUAAUAACAACAGCAGAAAAAGGAAAAAGAGAUGAAGCAUUAUUAAAAGCAUCAUAAUAAAAAUAAUAAUAAUAAGUAGAAGAUAAAUAAUCUAAAUAAAAUAAUAAUAAUAUUACUAUAGAAGAUCAUUCAUAAUAAACAGCUAAUUAAUAAAAAUUAUAUAAAUAAUUACUAUAUUAAUAAUAGACCUAAUAAAUACAAUCAAAUACAUAAACUGAUUAAUCUCCUAAUAUUAAUUCCAAUUAAUCUAGUAAUUAAACUCCAUUGUUGUUAUCUAAAAAGAAAAAUCUUAUUACAACUAGAUAAUUAUAAGAAUCUUAAUCUUAUAGUUAAUCAUAUAAAGCGUAAUAAAUUAAAGCAAAUAAAUAAUCAGCAAAAGCAGUCUUAAAUACUUCUGUUGAACAUAGUUCUCCUAUUACAAUAAGAAAAGAAAAUGAAGGAUUUAAUGCUAUUAAAAGAGUUGAAGCUGAGAAAAAAUUAAGAGAAUAAUAAAUUUUUGUUGCUUUUAUGAAAAAUUAAGAAUUAAGAGAAAAAAAAGUAAAUAAAAAAUGA